AGCAGGGUAGUUCGCGGCCGUGCGGUAGAGGCCGCGCCCGCUUCCACGUUCCCUCCUAAAUAUUCCGCAUUGCACUCCAUCAUUGCUCACCAAUAUCGAACCUAAAAUGCAAUUACCAAAAAACUGCAAGUGACGCGUCCUUGACCAGUGUUUCGAGCAAAAGUGCGAGCGAUUUUGACACAUGUGGCAGAGGGGAAUAAGAUUCAAUACCGCUUGGCACAAGCCUGGAUAGCUCAGUGAAAAACAGUCCUUUGUGCGCCGGAAUGACACGGCACUUCAUUGGCAUGUGACGCGGGUGCAGUGAGCGGCAUGCGAGGCGAGCGCUCGAAGCGGGCGGCCGGCUCGCUCGCCGCGCUCGCGACGCUCCUAGCACUCAGCUUGCCUCAGCUUGGAUAUGCUGAACUUACAUCUAACGACCCACUAAGACGGGGUCUGUACGGUGACCUGUGCUCCACAAUCGAGGACUGUCACUUUCCGGACGCGAUAUGCGACGACGUUCAGAAGACAUGCCACUGCCACCCUGACGUGCCAAUCAGCAACUACAAGGACAAGUGUGGGAAACCUGCGAGCAUCAACGAAACAUGCAUGUUUAACGAACAAUGCGAGGACGUGUACUUCAAGACAGAAUGCAGGAACGAACGAUGUGCUUGCAAGUUCGAGAUGGUGCCCGAGGUCACGGUCGAUGGCUCCGUCAUCUGCACGUCGGUGAAACCAGUGGAGGAGUCGACGAGGACCCUGGAUCCAGCUAUGAUCGGAGUCCUGGUCGGCAUGGCGCUCAUGUUUGUAAUCAUCUGUGUGGUACUGCGGCUGUUUAGCAGAGCGAGAUGGCGAGAAAACCGAACGAUCUUCAAUACGCCCAACCCUCGACUGAUGAACGUGUCCUUGCUGAGAGACUCCAAGCUUUUGCAUUCACAGGAUCGCCGUGGUUCUCGCGUUAGUGUUCGCCCUCCGUCGAGGCAGGCGAGCCAGCAGGAGCUGAGACCUCAUUCACCAGGUCCAGCACGCCACCAUCAAAGUCAUCAGCUACACCGAAAACCCUCAGGGUCUCGGCGUGGAUCCAGAGCUAGUAGUGGACACUCCGCAACGUCCCUACGAUCGGCAACUCUUAGAUCCCCGACCACCCCAGGACCAACAUCAGUCACCGUCGAAAUUCGCGCACCAGAGGUGUAAAAGGAAAGUGACGAUAUCAAAAAUGUUAUCAAUGAUUAGAAUGAUGAUAUAAAACAUCAGAAUGAUAAAGAUAUGUUAAGGGAUGAUGUAAGUAAAGAUUGUAAACAUACAUUCGAGAUAAUGUGUCAGAUAAAUGAGAAAAGUACUGUAAAAACCAGUCCAUCGUUUAAAUUGUUUGUGAUAUAUAAUUAUACCGAUGGUUCAACAAAUAUUUAGGCUUAUAUUCAUCCAUUUUAUAGCAAUAAUAAUGCACUAUAUCUGUCGUUAAUUCAGCCACUUGGAAAGUGCCUCAAAUUACAUACAAUUUUGAAAUCACAUGAUUAUAAUUUUGGUAAUAAGAUAAAUAAUAAAAUUAAUAACACAAACUUAGUAAGUAAUGUUAAAGUAAUAGUUAAUGACACAUUCACAGCCGAUAUAAGAUCACGUUUAAUAGAUGUAGUGCACAGUUCAACAAUUCAUAGAUUUAAAAGAAACUAGGUUUAAUUGCGUAAGCUUUUUUAGCAAUAAAAAAGGAGGCUUUUUGGCAGACAUUUUGUAGUUUGAUAGUUUUAAAUUGUCGAUUAUUAAUAAGUAAGUCAAGUAACGGCUUGUUCUUCACUAUCCCAUGUAAGUACAUAUGCUAGAUUCUACUCCCUGCCUUAGGAAUAACGUAUAGCUUACAAAAUAAGCAUCGUGUAACUAAAUAUUUAUUUACGGGGACCAUCCUCCACGUGGGAGCGAUCAGAAUUUUGAACGGUGGAUAUUUUAAUAAAAAUGGUGGGAAGCUUCGAUGCCGCUUUCGAAAAUCUACUAUAAGACUUUUAAAUUUUAGCUUUAAGAACUAUAAAAGCUUUUCUUUUAAACCAUUUCUAUGAGAGAGAGUUGUGAAUCGAAAUUAAGAUUUCAUUACUUACUGAGUUCUUUAGUAUCGUUAGUCUCUAUCUAUGUGUAAAAAGGGGAAAUUUACACAGAGUAUAAAUAUUAUCUAUAUCUACUUGAUAGGUUACUUCAUUGCACCUCUGAUGCUUAGACCAAAUUUUAUGCAAUGCGCACAAAAUGUGAGUACAUUUAGUGGUUCAGCAAUAAACUAUGUACAACUGCGAGAAGCAUAAGAGAAAAUGUAUAGAAAAAUAUAUAAAUUAUAAAAAAAAUAACAUCAUGUUCAUUAAAUACGUAUGGGAAAUACUUCAAUUAAGGGGAAGAAUUGACGUAUGGCCGAUACUGGAUCAUUCACUAUGGAAAGAUUAAUUAAAUACUCUAAGCUAUUGUACCUACUUUAACAUGAUAAAAUAUGCUCACAUUGUGAAAAAUGUAUUUCGUACACUGUGCUAGAUAUUAUGUACCUACUGAAAAUUUACGCUGUAAUUUAAUUAUAUAAACUUUUAUUAUAAUAUAACUUAUACUUCCCAA
Messenger RNA from Spodoptera frugiperda (fall armyworm), 2559 nucleotides. RefSeq lists its product as uncharacterized. Lineage: Eukaryota; Metazoa; Arthropoda; Insecta; Lepidoptera; Noctuidae. The record is from RefSeq and is a predicted model, not a curated record. The coding region runs from base 310 to 1170 and encodes 286 amino acids. The transcript has 9 exons.